Messenger RNA from Colletotrichum karsti, 3237 nucleotides. RefSeq lists its product as uncharacterized. The record is from RefSeq and is a predicted model, not a curated record. The transcript is spliced from 2 exons. NCBI's taxonomy places the organism in Eukaryota, Fungi, Ascomycota, Sordariomycetes, Glomerellales, Glomerellaceae. Bases 1 to 3237 code for a protein of 1078 amino acids.
AUGGGAAAGUUCUGUUGUUUCCCCUUUUUCCAACGCGAGGGGAACGAGGACACCGAGGACGUGGAACUCGACGACGUCCCCAGGCAGAGGCCCGUCGCAGCCCCUGUCAACAUGCAGUUACCGCAGCCUGCGAAGCUAGCCGGCGGUAAUUACGACUUCGAGCACUGGAUCGCUAGCAACAACACCACCGGCUCCCUGGCAUCGUCUCGAUCGCACACGCGUACCCCUGAAUCUUUUCUGCCUGACCCGAUCGGCGUGGAAUUCGAUUCUGACUCCGACGACGACAUUCACGCGCCCAAAACAAACAGUGGCGCUGCUGGUGCGGUCCGUACGCUGGCUCGACGCCUAUCCCAGGACGACAAGAAGCGUGCGGCUGCCAGCCAAGUGAAGCUGCCUCCCGAUGUCAUCAAGGAGCAGGCUGCCCUUAAGAGGGCUGAGAAGGCGGCGGCAGCUUACCGUGCCGAAGUGAGACGCAAUUCGAUGGCGAGAAUUCAGGCUCAGGCCGAGAGCGAGAACAGCAGUGCUCGGUCCAUUUCCACGCGAGGAAGUAACAGAGUCUACGAACUGGAAACGGUUGUUGAGGAUCCAGAAGAUCAUAAAGACAACAUCCGAAGCGGACCCCGAGACGAAGUCAAGUUCUCCGUCAUGCCUGGCAGCCCCCUUCGGGAUGUCGAUUACCCGUCACCUCCUACUCGCCCUCGGAAUGCAAAGCUUCCUGACGAGACACUCAAGUCCGACCCCGCCGAUUACGACAUCAAAGAACGUCGACGAGACAGCUGCCCUAGGCCCGAUACCGGUUCCAAGGUGUCGGCAGUCCUUCAAGAGCGACCGUCGAUGCCCAUCAUGCCCCCUCCCCCAACCCUCGUUGCUAAGCAAGCCCCCGACGAUCAAGAUGACACCUCCCUCAGAACUUGGGAGCUUUCUCAGGCCAACACUCAGCGCGACAGCCAAUCCAUUCUCAUUGUCCAGUCCGAAGAUGCCGCCACUGGACUGACACAGGACACCACCCAGUCCAACAACGUCUCUGAGAGUCAGCACCAGUCCGACGAACGCGACAAAGAGGUCCCUCAGAGCAACGAUCAACCCAAGGCAACCUCUGAGGUCGCCACUGCAUCUGAUCGCUCGCGGGCUUCGGAGUCCUCGCAGUCUCAAGACGGCAGUGCUUGGAAGGUUUGGUUGCUUGCUCAGAAGCUUGGCUCCCAGGAGAACUCGGUUGCCGCCGCCAAUGAAGCCGCCGCGCAGACCGAGGUCGUGUCCUCUGGCAAUGACGAGGCGAACUCCAAGGUCCUGGGCUCUGCUACUCUUACCGGCUCGGGAACCUCAGGUCAGCUUACCAUCAGAGCUCCACUCAACUCGCCUGACUCCAACUCACCAGACUCUCCAAUCGAUCUCCAGAGCGCCUUGGUGAUGAACCUGGAGAUGGAGAACGAGAUGGAUCGCAUGAUUCAGCAAGCUGAGGAAGAGGGCGCGCUCUGCCAGGAGCGAGCCGCCGCGUACUUUUCUCAGCAGGCCAUCAACCACGGCCAGCUCGACAAUUCGCAGCCGUCUCCGCAGGUAUCCGAACAAGAUCAGAUGCAGGAUUCCAACACGACUGUGAAGGAUCAGGAUGGUCCUCAGGUUGCCUCAAAGACGGUCUCAUCCUCAGCGAUGCCUACGUAUCCCUCUUCCUCAGUCUACUCUUCGACCCAAAACACGCGCCCACCUUCAUUCUCGACUUCAAAGGAUGCAAGCAGCGACGAGAACAGUCGCUACAUCCUCGAAAGCCUCAAAGGGAUUGAAUUUUCCCCAUUCGCCGGUAUGCUUUCUUACGCAGUAUCUGCCUUUCAGGCCGCUAAUCAGCAAGCAGUUUCUGGCAAUCUCCGAUUUGAGCGCUCUGAUGACAGCUACCGAACAGCUAUGAGCAAGCGUUCUACUUCUGAUGCAGCUCUUCCUUCUGUUGCCCUCCCCUCCGAAGAGAUUGCCCGUGACGAGAACAAUGCGAAGCUGGAGACUCAGAUCGAGACUCAGACUGAGACUCAUUCCGAGGCGCCCGCUAGCUCCCAACUCCACAGCCGCAAGUCGUCGUUCCUGCAAAUCUUGCGUCACCGCAGCCCAUCUGGUUCCAAGGGUCAUAGAAAGUCGAAGAGUCAGCCUUCUGCGAACCUUGCCCCUUUGAACACUUCGUCCGAGUCCUUGGAGGUUCAAAAGCGCUCUGGCCAUCUCAAGAAGCUAUCAAACCUCAGCAUCAGGUCCAACAUGCAGCCCAUUUCCACCACCGAGGCUUUCGUUGCCCCGAAGCUGAACGAAAGCACUACAAUUAUCUGGAAACGAGCUUUUGAGGUUGAGCACCAUCAGCGUGAGAAAUCCGCCACACCCUCUUCGAUUCGGGUCAGCAAGUCAGCCACACCUGGACAAGCCUCGGCAGGAGUUGAUGUGACUUCUGCCCUCAAGCCCAACGAUACGGCGGUGGAUGCUUCCCUAUCUCCAAAGCCCACUGCCACCCCUCCCGCAUCCUGGGCUAAGUGGGCUUCGCAUACUCGGGCUGAGCGCACUGCUGCUGCUGGAUCAGCCGAUGAUGUGAAGCAAAAGGAUUUCGCUACCGUCACUGCUUCGAAGGACAAGCAAAUUUGGGUCACUGACAAAGACUCGGCAGAGCUAGACGCGGAGGUCAACCAGGGCACUCAGUCUAUCUCCAAGAAACUGGGCAAGGCGAUGAAGACCGGCCUGAACAAAAUGGUCGCAUCCAAGUCGAAGAACAAGCAGUCUGCUCAGCUGGAGUACCCUGAGCUGGAGAUUCUGCCGACCAAGGAUGGAUACAAGGAUCUCAAAGCUCUUGAGGAGAGCAUUGCAGCGAUGAAGAGCAGCCAGCGUGCUAAGAUGGCGACUAAUCCUGCUCUGGCCAUUGCUGAGGUGGAAAACGAGUCGCAGCAGUCUAUCAGCAGGACAUUGCCUACCCAGAUCUUGGAGGCUGAGCAUGCCAGACACGAGUCUGCUGAUGACGCUGACUCCAGCUCUGGUAGACACAACAUGGUCGCUAACCCGAUCAGUGAUGGCAUGACUGUUCGCCCUGUUACCCCGGCCAACCUUGUGGCUCCCCAGACUGAUGGCUCAGCUACCGCGACUACUGAGAACUGGGUCACUCCAGUUAGCCGCAUGUCUGAUAGCCCUGCUUCGGGAGCGAAGGGCGGGUACGACUCCGAGGCAGAAGACAAUGUCUCCAUUGGCAACUCGAAGUCCAUCACGAAGGCUUCGGCUUGA